This is a messenger RNA of Colossoma macropomum (tambaqui), 6774 nucleotides long. It is a transcript of the gene greb1, whose product is annotated as growth regulating estrogen receptor binding 1. The transcript has 32 exons. Gene Ontology annotation, biological process: multicellular organism development. The coding region runs from base 158 to 5689 and encodes 1843 amino acids. The record is from RefSeq and is a predicted model, not a curated record. NCBI's taxonomy places the organism in Eukaryota, Metazoa, Chordata, Actinopteri, Characiformes, Serrasalmidae.
GCUGACACUUCGCCCGAAGGUCGACUAGUCCGAACAUCGUAUCGAGGCUGAGACGCGGCGGGACGCUCAGAGCCGGCGAUGCGAGUCACAGCCUUCAGGAGGUUCUGCGGUAAAUCUCCCAGGAGCGUCUGAGCGGGAUUUCGGUUAAUCUGAGGAAAUGGGCAACUCGUACGCGGGGCAGCUGCGCACCACGCGUUUCGAGGAGGUCCUACACAACUCCAUUGAGGCGUCCCUGCGCUCCAACACUGUGGUGCCAAGACCUGUGUUCUCUCAGCUGUAUCUGGAACCAGAGCAGAGACCUCUCUCUCGAGAUGGCCACAUGGAAAAUGAAGAGGAGGAUGAUGAGGAUGGCUCAGAGUCCAACAGCCCUCCUAUUCCAUACCAGAUGAAACCUCCCCCUGAAGGUUCCUGCACUACCGAUGGAUUCUGUCAGGCCGGCAAAGACCUGCGACUGGCCUCUAUAGCAACUGAAUGCCUGGACGUGCCACCAGGAUUUCUACUGGUUGGAGCCAAAUCACCCAGUAUACCCGACCACAUACUGGUGUGCGCAGUGGACCGGCGCUUUCUCCCAGAUGAAUGUGGGCGUAACGCACUUUUAGGGUUCUUGGGGAACUGCAUGGGCUGUGGCGAAAAGAGCUUCCGUUACUUCACGGAAUUCUCCAACCACAUCAACCUGAAGCUGACCACGCAGCCCAAGAAGCAGAAGCACUUAAAAUACCGCCUGCUCCGCAAUGCCCAGGGGGUGCUGGUAAAGGGCCCACCCAUCUGCUGGAAAGGAAUAGAUAGCCGUGUAAGACAGACCACCUCUAACAUGUCUGGUGGUCUAGAGGAGCAUCCACCCAGCUCUGGAGCCAAUGAUCUGCUGCCCAGUUCAGGACCUGCAGGCCUAAACACAGCCAGCUACACAGAUCUGAACACCCAUCUCCAAGCGUCUGAAACCUCCCCUCACAUGGCCAAUGGCAGCCAUGUUCCUGCACCCCAGCAGGCUUUGCCCCAGACAGGCUUGACUGCCCAUGGCCCAGGAAGACCCACAGUUACAGGUUCCAUGGCUAAUUCAGGACCACCCAAAAAGAGGCACAAAGGCUGGUCUCCAGAAUCCUCAGCACCAACCGAAGCUGUUCAUAGACCAGCUUCAUCCAACACAGUUAAAGGAACCAGAUCAGCAGACAGUGUGGCUUCAGGGUUUGUGUCUCAGGGGUCCUCGCCACCUUUGCCCCCAGGAGAGUCUGUCACAGUGCCCGAUGGCCUCCUCCAAACCUGUGGACUACAGCCAGUCGUUUUUAAAGGUCAUGGGGCUCUUCCUCGCCUGUGUGGGAACACAGGUGAUGUGUUGGUGAGUGGACAUCUGCAGGCAUGUUACUGCAGCUCCCAGACCCUCCCACGUGUUUAUGAGCAGUACGGAACCUCCUCUGUCCAGCCCCUGUCCACAGAGAUGCAGGUCCUGCUGACCGUCUACUACCUGGUGCAGCUGGCCCCCGAUCAGAUGCCCCUGAUGGAAGACCUGGAGCAGAUCCUCAUGCGUUCCUGGCGUGAAUCGCACCUUUCGGAAAUCCGGCAGUACCAGCAGAGCCACCCUCAGUUCCCCACUCCUCUGCCAGGCCUGGCCCAGCCCCUCACCCCCUCCCAGCUCCCCUGGCUGGCCAAACUGGCCACUAGCUCCUCCGGAGAGAGUGUCCUGGUACUGGACACGGCACACUCUCUGGCUGCGGCACUGGACGGCACCUUCCAGAAGCUGAUGGAAGGCAAGCUGAGUCAGACGCAUUAUGUGGUGAUCAUCUGCAUGGGCAGGAGCCAAGAGACCGAGUCCUGUAUAGUGGUGACAGGGAAGCACCAGUCACGAGCACUUGCAGAGAGCACGCUCUCUCCCAGCGACUGCAUGAGCGAGAUCAAUCAGGAGCUUUCCUCCGGGAUGGCUGCAGAACUAGAGGCCUACUUUAGCUCCCUGGGACUCGAUGGAGAUGUGGAUUUGCUAGAGAAAGCCAGUCCAGAGAAGUCCAGCCCCUUUACUCAAGGCUGUGUGCAGGAACUGUCGGGAGAACCCACAUGUACAGAAUACCGGGCGGAGUGGCGGGAGAUUCGGCCCAUUCAGCUCGCUGUGGCACGAAAGCUGCUGUCCCAUGUGUGUGCCAUCGCUGACUCCAGCACGCACAACCUGGACCUGGGCUCUUUCGACAAAGUGGAGUUCCUGAUCUGUGUGCCCCCAUCUGAGGUGGCCUUCCAGCAAGUGGUCCUGCACCUGUGGAACUCAGGGGUUCUGCAGGAAUUAGGCCUGGACCAGGACUGUCUGUCCCCAAAGGAUGCUGAGCAGUAUGUGAUAAAAUUGGACCAGGCUGCAGUAGCAAAGAUCAGUGGCCUCAUCCAGAAAUCCAAGCUGAACCCCUACACCCUCUUCAUACUGGUGCAUGACCAUGCACACUGGGACAUUAGCAGUGAACAGUACAGUAGGGUGGGAGGCGAGCCCAACUCGGGCCUAGUGGACAGUCUGCUGAACUGCAGGCAGAUUCAAGAGGCGGCCAACAUCCUGACCCUCCAUGUGACCUCAUUCCCCUUCGCCUUGCAGACUCAGUACACACGCAUCAGCCCGUACAAUGAGAUCCACUGGCCCUCAGCAUUCAACAAUGAUGUGGAUCUGUACCAAGAGAAAACAAAGUACUUUGGUGUGUCUGAGCUGUUGGAGUCCACACGCUCAGGGAACAGCCUGCCUCUGCUGCGCUUUGACAGUUCGUUUGAGAGCAUGGUCGCCGCUUUGGAGGAGAGGUUCCCCAGGCUGCACAGCGUGGUCAUCCGCACUCAGGUACUACUCCAGCACUACUCUGUGGCUCUCAUGGCCACAGCUAAAGGCCAGGCCCAGCUGCAGAAGCACACCUCCGUGGAGACCCUAGAGAUGGUGCAGUGCCUGCUGGGUUCAGCACACCGCUGUCCCAAUCACCACGGACACAUGCUGCUGCUUCGGAUUCCCUUUCCGGCCCUGGCAGCUCUGGCACACCAGCGACUCUGUCGUGUACGAGACCGUCUGGGGCUUCACGAACGUUUUGAAGUCGUACUGGGGGACCCCACAUCUGGGAUCGUAGUGGGCAAACAUUUCCUCAAUCAGCUGAGGGUGUGGCUAAAGAUCCAAGACCCAGAAUGGACUCCACACACGUAUCUGGAGCUGGAAGCUUUGCCCUGCAUCCUAAUCUUUACCGGCAUGAAUCCAAUGGGGGAGUCCCUGCCAAGGUCUCUGAAAUAUUGUGACCAGCGGGUGAUGAGCUGCUGCGCUCUCCAGCGGACGGCUCUGGAGCAGGAGCUGGGCUUGGCAGCUUACCUGGUGUCGGCAGAGCAGCAAAGCCAGCGAGGGGCCCGCACCUCCAGUGACCUCUCCGAAAGCGACCCUGACAAACUCAGCGGCACAGACAACGAGGAGGAAGAGGUGGUGGUGGAUGUGAACAGCACACUGCUUGGUCCGGAUCAUUCCCGGACUGACUCUUCCCCUCACAAACAACAGCAGCCCGUCUUGAGUGGAGAUACUCCUCAUGGCCAGAGACGAUCCUCCAAGUCCACUUCUCCUGGCUCAUCGUCCACACAAGCACAAGCCUCCCCUCUGCGCCCGUUCUGCUCCUGGGCCCGAAACCUCAACCGGCCUCCUGUGGUGCUCCUCCCCAAAGCCCUGUACGAUCUCAUCACCACCAUAGAUGCCAGCGGUUUGCCCAAGCCUACGUCCUUUCUCCCACAUGCGUCGGUGGAGUGGGCCAGCUCCUUUAGACCUCUCCUCAGCAAGAUGAUGACCUGCACCGAGCAGUCUCUGUACUACAGGCAGUGGACGGUGCCCAGGCCGAACCACAUGGACAGCAGUAACCGGGCCGAAGGACGCACAGACAACUUCCACCCGCGCAGGCUGCUCCUCAGCGGGCCGCCACAGGUUGGGAAAACCGGGGCCUACCUGCAGUUUCUUGGCAUUCUCUCCCGCAUGCUGAUCAGGCUCAUGGAGGUGGACAUCUAUGAUGAAGAGGACAUCAACUGCAAUUCCCAGUCAGAUUUAGUGCGCUAUCAUCAGGCCAUUGCAUCGUGGCCCAACGCUGACACCAUGAGAGGAAUGCCGUUUGACUUCACCAUCCAUGAUCCCAAAUACGAGGACAUCAGCACAAUCUACUCCCCUGACUUAACUCCAGAUGUAGAGAAAAACGCCCGGCGUCAGGAGGACGUGUACCUCCGUCGACGUACAGCACGGAUAAAACUCUCCAAAUAUGCAGCGUACAACACGUACCAUCACUGUGAACAGUGCCAUCAGUACAUGGGCUUCAACCCUCGAUACCAGCUGUACGAGUCGACCCUGCAUGCCUUCACUUUCUCUCACCUCCUGCUUGGAGAGGAGAUCCAGCUCUAUUUCAUCAUCCCUAAAUCCAAAGAGCAUCACUUCUCCUUCAGCCAACCAGGAGGCCAGCUUGAGAGCAUGAGACUGCCCCUCACCUCUGAUUGGAAUCCUGAUUGUAUCAAAAGCCCCAUAUUUACGCCCACCACGGGGCGCCAUGAGCACGGCCUGUUCAACCUGUAUCACGCCAUGGAUGGAGCCUCCCACCUACACAUCCUGGUCAUCAAAGAAUACGAGAUGGCCGUAUAUAAGAAAUACUGGCCCAAUCACAUCAUGCUGGUCCUGCCCACCAUCUUUAAUGGAGCUGGAAUAGGAGCAGCACAUUUCCUAAUUAAGGAGUUGUCCUAUCACAAUCUGGAGCUGGAGCGUAAUCGGAGGGUGGAGCAUGGCAGUCGGCCACAGGAUGUCUGGCCCUUCAUCAUCCUGGCCGAUGACUCCUGUGUCAUGUGGAACAGUGUAGACGUCGACUCCAAGAGCGGCAUUGCAGGAGCAGAGCGGAACGUAUCACUGAAGCAGGUGCUGCAGCAUAUGGAGUCGUCUCCAGACAUCACCGAGUACGGCCUUUGUGGCCUCAGAAAGUGGUCGAGCCGGGGGUCUGGGACCGGCCGACGCAGAGAGCCCUUCUCGCGAGGACACCUGCACGACUUCCUGCUCCUCAAUGUGGACCUCACACAUGACAUACAGUACAACCAAAACCGAUUUACGUGUGAUGACGUGGACUUUAACCUCCGCAUCCAGAGUGCAGGCCUUCUCAUGUGCCGCUUCAACAACUUCAGUGUGAUGAAGAAGCAGAUAGCCAUCGGGGGAUACCGCACCUUCAUCAUCAAGACCAAGCAGAUGACGGAUGUACCAACCACAGUGCAGCCGUCCCAGUAUAUUUGCGCCCCCGACAGUAAGCACCUGUUCCUGGCCACUCCGGCUCAGCUUCUGCUGGAGAAGUACCUCCAGCACACGAGCCAAAGGCUGUUCCCCCUCAGCGCCGGCAACUACAGCCACCCAGUGCUUUCUGUGGACUGCUACCUCAACCUGGGCCCAGAGGUGACGGUGUGUUUUGUCAGCUCCAGACCGCACUCCAUCAACAUCAGCACUGCUGGCCUGCUCUUUGGAGGACUCCUGCUCUACUUUUGUGACUCUUUCGUCACACCUGGCUUCCUCAAGAAGUUCCGGUUUCUGAAAGGGGCGACUCUGUGUGUGAUCUGCCCCAACCGCAGCGCUCUCCGGCAGACCGUUGUCCGGCUGGAGCUGGAGGAAGAGUGGAGGUUCCGUCUGAGUGACGAGUUUCAGACGGCCAAUGCUAAAGAGGACCAGCCGCUCUUCUUUCUGACGGGAAAACACAUCUGACUUGACUCUGAAAGUCUACAGCAACAAACUGUACAUAGCUGUCUAUGUAUAUAAUGAAUGUGAUGUACUGUAUUGUCCUUUUGAAUGCUUUUAUUCUUUUUUCUGUUGUUUUUGUUCUCUGACCAUAUCAAAUGUUCCCUUCACAGCCAUAAAAAAAUAUAUUUAUUCCCACAACUGUAUUUUAUAACCACAUCGUCUACAUUUUAAAAAUAUUUUUCCAUGUUCAUUUAUUGGACAUUUUACAAACCAGCAAAUAUGAAUUUUGCAGAGGACAUUUUGUAGAGAAAGAAUAUUUUUCUAAAUAUUUGUUUUGCAUAUUCUGCGAUGCUCGCUUUUUUAAUUAUAAAUUUACUAUGUAAAAGUACUUAAGGCAUUGUUUUCUUUUUUAAGACAUGGCUUGUGUUGUAUAGUUUUAAGUAAGUCACUUUUUUAUGCUUGACCUUAGUUUGUGGUAUCUGUGCAGUUCUGCUGUGUCAACUCUAGAGGGCAAUACAGGGAUGUACAAUAUUUGUUGGGAAAGGUUCUAUAAUACAAAAUGACAAAUUAAACAAUAUUAUCAAUUCUUAUAUAAACAUAAACAGAAACAGUGUAUUGGUUUUUGUUUAAUUAUUGUUAUGAGUCAAUGACCGCAUGCAAGCUGUCCUUAUAUGCAGAAUUUAGGAUGCAUCGGCGCUCGUCUGCAUGUAAACUUGUCUACUUGUCUACACUUGAGGGCUACAUGUAAACCAGAAUGUGACCCCACAGACUGCAUUAAAAACCAACAUGCUGUCUUUUUCAGGGACGUCUAUACUUAUUUCAACAUGACAUCACCAAGCCAUAUUCUACAUUGCAACAGCAUGGCUGCGUAAUCAGAGUGCAGGUGUUAGACUGACCAUCCUGCAGUCCAGAACUGUCCCCCACUGAAAACGUACAGCUGCUCAGCUGAAGACUAAUAUAACUGAUGAAUGGAAAAAAAUUUUACAACCUAUUUCUAAUUUCGCUGCUAUGCGUGAUGUCAGCUGUUAGAUGUUAGACUAAUGGUUUGAUGUGAAAUAGUUUGUUGUAAACUUAUUGACUCAGAUUCCUUUCAGUGGAGUUGACAGGAA